UUUUUUAAAUACUUCUCCCUCCCCCCUCCCGGACUGGGCGACCUUCUGCCUCUGCGCCUACUUCGCGGGGUGGGUGUGGGUGUGGUAUCGUAUCUCGCUGGAAGAGGUCCGAGCAUCUUAUUGGGCAGUCUUCAGGUGGGCCGCGCACUUUUGAGGUGACCUGGUAAUCUUUUCGUAUCAGUAGGUAUUGGCCCGCUCUCCGAAUGGCCCUCAACAAAUCUAUGCACGAGAGGAAUAGGUACAAGAACAAACCUCCCGACUUCGCUUUUCUGGCAUCCAAGUAUCCAGAAUUUAAGCAGCAUGUGCAAAUUAACUUGUCCGGAAGAGUGAGUGUAAAUUUCAAGGAUCCACAAGCAGUGAGAGCCCUGACGUGUACGUUGCUGAAAGAAGAUUUUGGACUUCAGAUUGAUAUACCAUUAGAAAGGCUUAUUCCAACUGUCCCCUUGAGACUUAACUAUAUCCACUGGGUUGAAGAUCUGAUUGCUCAGCAAGAUACUGCUACUAAAGGUUCUAUUAUAUGGGGAAUAGACAUAGGUACUGGUGCAUCCUGUAUUUACCCAUUACUGGGUGCAACUUUGAAUGGAUGGUAUUUUAUUGCAACAGAAGUGGAUGAUGUGUGCUUCAGCUAUGCCAAGAAAAAUGUAGAGCAAAAUAACUUAUCUGAUCUUAUAAAAGUGGUUAAAGUACCACAAAAAACACUACUCCUGGAUGCCUUAGAAGAAGAGUCUGAAGUUAUUUAUGACUUCUGUAUGUGCAAUCCUCCAUUUUUUGCCAACCAACUAGAAGCGAAGGGAGUAAAUUCUCGUAAUCCUAGAAGGGCACCUCCUAGUUCAGUCAAUACAGGAGGCAUAACUGAGAUUAUGGCUGAAGGAGGAGAGCUAGAAUUUGUCAAGAGAAUCAUUCAUGAUAGCUUGCAACUUAAAAAAAGAUUACGGUGGUAUAGUUGUAUGUUGGGAAAGAAAUGCAGUUUGGCACCUUUGAAAGAAGAACUGCGAAUCCAUGGAGUUCCUAAAGUCACCCAUACUGAAUUCUGCCAAGGUCGUACUAUGCGAUGGGCCCUGGCUUGGAGCUUCUAUGAAAAUGUCAAAGUUCCAUCACCUCCUUCCAAGAAAAGGAAAUUAGAAAAACCUCGGAAACCAAUCACAUUUCUCGUCUUGGCAUCAACGGCCAAAGAGUUAGGUAUGAGAGCUUCAUCUGUAGGAAUCAAUGCUGUUGAAGGAUUAGGAGUUGUUGCCGCAUGGAUUAGAAAACUACUCACUGACCUGAAGGUUCAGCAUAAAACACUUCCAUGUGGAAAAGAUGAGGUCAGCUUGUUUCUAACAGCUGUGGAAAAUUCCUGGAUUCAUUUAAGGAGAAAAAAGAGGGACAGAGUCAGGCAAUUGCGUGAACUUCCUCGAGCAUCUGAAGAUUUCCUGCAAUCAACAGAAGAAAAGAAUCAGAAAACAUCCUGUAACAUCUCUGAGUGUGAAGGAAAUGCAAAUGGGUCUACUGAAAAAUCUUCUGAGGUACUUUGUCUUGAUGUUGAGUCCUCAGAGGGUAAUGGACUCAAUAAUGUACCUGCAAUUCAGGAGAAAAGUAUGCAGGGAUCCAUUGAGGAAAGCAGCAGCGCAAAGGAACCAUCCUUCAUUUCAGAAUCCAAAGAUUCUGGGACCAAGACCUUUGCUACUGAAAUCCUGGCUCUUGAAACUGGACAGAAUGAUAACACUUCAAGGGAAUGGUUCCUUUUCAAAUGUGUGUUAAUUGUGAAGAAAGAAGGUCCUGAUAUUUUAAUAGAAAUGCACUGGAUUGAUGGACAGAACAGAGACUUAAUGAAUCAACUGUGCACUUACCUAAAGAAUCAGAUAUUUCGUUUGAUCACAACUUAAAAACAUGGAUGUAUGGAAGAAUUAUCCUUAUUUUUGUAAUCUUGCUUUUGUAUUUAACACCCUGUUUCCCUGAAAAUAAGUCCUAGCCUGAAAAUAAGUCCUAGCAUGUAUUACACAUGUGCAUAAUAUAAUCCGCCUGCCCCCCCCAAAUAAGCCCUAUUUAAGGCCCGUGCAGCCAGCUACCUGCCAAUUCCAUCUGAUUCUCACAGUGUGGUGGCCACGAGGCAAGAUAGGGUGGUGGAGCUGCCCCAUGUGCCCCGCAACCAGGCCAUUCACGCCCUGACACUUGCCUCGCAACAGCAGCAGCAACCAUGUUGUGGCCUGUCAGCUACCAGCCUCUCUAACAGCUGAGUCAGAUGAGGAGAAAGUAUUAGAGUGGCAAGGCAAGGCAAGUGGCAGACAACUAUUCAUCUCCCUUGGUCAGCUACUGACUUCCGAAUCCUGUCUGGGACUAUCAGACUUCUUCCUUUGAAUCGGCGGCACUACGAGUCAGGUGUGCCUUUUGGGUGGGAGUGUGGAGGUGUCUGCUUUUGGAAAAAAGCUAGUGUACCUUCCAGAACUUGUUGUGAGAGCAUGGAGAAAGAGAGAGACUCCUGAUGUGGGGCCAUUUCAGGGGGAAAGAGAGGGAGCUCAGCUUUCCACAGGCACUGAAAGACUUAUUAGCCUGUUAUGAGAGAAAGACUUUUUGCUAGAGCUGAUGAUGCUCCUAAUAAAGGGAAUAUUUAAUUAAGUACAGCGGGUUUGUUGUGUUUGGGUCAGAACACAUGCAAGAGGAGCCCAAGUGGCCGCUGGCCCAUUUCUGCUUGCUCAUGGCCACAAUGAAGCAGGAGGCUGAGUGGUGUGAUGGUACCCUGGCUGUGAGACAAGGAAGGUGAUGGGGUGCAUGGGGCAGCUUCACUGCCUCACCUCAUGACUGUGGCAGCAGUGCAUUGUGGGAUGUGACUGCUGAUGUGGCCGUAAGAUGAGGGUGUGGAUUGCCUAGCUGCAGGGGCCCUGAGGUAAAUCAGUGCAGAGCACAUGAGACAGCUCCAUUUCUCCUACCUCGCAGCAGCAGCACUUAUACACCACAUGGCCUCCUAUCCCACCGCAAGCAAACACAACUGGGCCUCUUGUACAUGGUAAAAAAUAAGACACUCCCUGAAAAUAAUGCCCUAUUGCAGUAGUUCCCAAACUUUUUCAGUCCACUGCCCCCUUGGUGCUACAAACUGAUCCUCAGUGCCCCCCACUC
This is a messenger RNA of Thamnophis sirtalis, 3093 nucleotides long. The record is from RefSeq and is a predicted model, not a curated record. NCBI's taxonomy places the organism in Eukaryota, Metazoa, Chordata, Lepidosauria, Squamata, Natricidae.